Messenger RNA from Ochotona princeps (American pika), 1472 nucleotides. Its product is annotated as zinc finger protein with KRAB and SCAN domains 8-like. The coding region runs from base 6 to 1472 and encodes 488 amino acids. Gene Ontology annotation, biological process: regulation of transcription by RNA polymerase II. The record is from RefSeq and is a predicted model, not a curated record. Lineage: Eukaryota; Metazoa; Chordata; Mammalia; Lagomorpha; Ochotonidae. The transcript has 3 exons. Gene Ontology annotation, molecular function: DNA-binding transcription factor activity, RNA polymerase II-specific; RNA polymerase II cis-regulatory region sequence-specific DNA binding.
AGCUGAUGUGGUCUCAGGAGGGCAGCACUGGCCCCGAGCUGUCGUCACCUGUGCCAGCGCAAGACGCUCAGCCCGAGCUCCAAGAUGGCAGCCCCGAGGAGUGGCACGUGAGGUUCAGAACAUUCAACGGCUGGGAGGAUGCUGACCCCGUCAGGGACCUCAGGAUGCUGGGCGAGCUGUGCCGCCGGUGGCUGCGGCCUGAGGUGCACACCAAGGAGCAGAUCAUGGACCUGCUGGUGCUCGAGCAGUUCCUCAUCUGCACGGCUCCAGAAGUCCAGGUCCUAGUCAAGGAAAGCGGUGUGACGAGCUGCCAGGACCUGGAGGAGCUGCUGCGAAACAGCUGGAGGAAGCCCACGAGCUACGGAGAGGCACCCCAACCGAGCAGCACUGCGGUGAAGAGAGACCCGGAGGACCCAAGCCCCAGGCCACACCUGGACGAGGAGAGGAGGGACCGUGAAAGGCUGCAGCCCCUGGGGGCUCCUGCAGGUUCUGGGGAGGACGCCAGCGAAGGGGUCGUUGCCUGCGGUUCGGGGGCCGACCCACCUCCCAUCCCUGCUUUGGAGGCAGCAGCUUCACCCCGCAGUGGCAGUCACAGACGGAGACGUGUCAAGAAGAGGAGGGUCCGUCCAGAGGGGUCGGGGGAACACCCACAGGCAGAGGCAAGCAGGUUCCCAGCAGCUGCCUGCCUGGCUGGGGCGCCCCCGCACCCCACGGAGCCGGCCCCGCGUCUCUAUCAGUGCAGGGACUGCAGCAAGAGUUUCUGCUACAGAUCCCAGCUGGUCACCCACCAGAGGUCACACACCGGCGAGCGGCGCUUCCAGUGCGGGGACUGCAGCAAGAGUUUCUGCUACAGAUCCCAGCUGGUCACCCACCAGAGGUCACACACCGGCGAGCGGCCCUUCCAGUGCGAGGACUGCAGCAAGGGCUUCAUGCAGCACUCCGACCUCCGCGUGCACCAACGCAUCCACACGGGCGAGAAGCCCUUCGUGUGCGCCGACUGUGGCCACGCGUUCUCCCACGAGGCCAGCCUGGUCACCCACAGGCGCGUCCACACGCAGGAGCGGCCGUACGAGUGCAAGUACUGCGGCCAGUCCUUCAGCCACAAGGGCAACCUCAACGUGCACUGCCGUAUCCACACCAACACGAAGCCCUACUGCUGUGACGUCUGUGGCCAGUGCUUCCGGCAGCUGGGCACCUUCAAGCGCCACCUCAAGAUCCACAAGAGGACCGUGCCCCCCAAACAGGAGCUGUGGCUGCACCGUAUGAUGGCAGGCAGUCAGGGCCUGGCACCUGCGGGAGAUGUGUGGCAUGCUCCCCCCCAGGAGCCCCCGGCUGCCAUGCACCCGGCACCCGCCUGGCCUCUGUUGGCACUUCCCGGAGCUGCAGGUCACCUGCUUCCCGGGUUCCUGGAUGAGAAGGCCCGUGGCACUCCUACCAUCCCGAUCCCUGUGGACAGGCAUGCUCCCAAGUAG